CUACAGCAGCGCUGCCCCGCCUCCUGCCUCCGUCCUCACCUCCCCGCCCCCCCUUCCAGUUUCGCGUCUCCUAGCCCGACGCGCCCGCUCUAAUCACGUGAUUGCCUCAUCCGGGUCCUUUGCGUUCUCUCUCCCUCUCCCAACAUGGCGGCCUCAGCAAAAAAGAAGAAUAAGAAGGGGAAGACUAUCUCCCUGACGGACUUUCUGGCUGAGGAUGGGGGCACUGGUGGAGGAAGCACCUAUGUCCCCAAGCCAGUCAGCUGGGCUGAUGAAACGGACGACCUAGAAGGAGAUGUUUCCACCACUUGGCACAGCAACGAUGACGACGUCUACAGGGCGCCCCCAAUUGACCGUUCCAUCCUUCCCACUGCUCCACGGGCUGCUCGGGAACCCAAUAUCGACCGGAGCCGUCUUCCCAAAUCACCACCCUACACUGCUUUUCUAGGGAACCUGCCCUAUGAUGUAACAGAAGACUCCAUUAAGGAAUUCUUUAGGGGAUUAAAUAUUAGUGCCGUGCGCUUACCACGUGAACCCAGCAAUCCAGAGAGGCUGAAAGGUUUUGGGUAUGCUGAGUUUGAAGACCUGGAUUCCCUGCUCAGUGCCCUGAGUCUCAAUGAAGAGUCUUUAGGUAACAGGAGAAUUCGAGUGGAUGUUGCUGACCAAGCACAGGAUAAAGACAGGGACGAUCGUUCCUUUGGCCGAGACAGAAAUCGGGACUCUGACAAAACAGACACAGACUGGAGGGCCCGUCCUGCCACGGACAGCUUUGAUGACUACCCUCCUCGGAGAGGGGACGAUAGCUUCGGAGACAAGUAUCGGGAUCGUUACGAUUCAGACCGGUAUCGGGAUGGGUACCGGGACGGGUAUCGGGAUGGCCCACGCCGGGACAUGGAUCGAUACGGGGGUCGGGAUCGCUAUGACGACCGGGGCAGCCGAGACUACGAUCGGGGCUAUGACUCCAGGCUAGGCAGUGGCAGAAGAGCGUUUGGUAGUGGGUACCGCAGGGAUGACGACUACAGGGGAGGCGGGGACCGCUACGAAGACCGCUAUGACAGACGGGACGACCGGCCGUGGGGCUCCAGAGACGAUUACUCCCGGGACGACUACAGGCGGGAGGACAGAGGUCCCCCCCAGAGACCCAAACUGAACCUGAAGCCUCGGAGCACACCUAAGGAAGACGACUCCUCUGCUGGCGCUGCGCAGUCCAGUCGGGCGGCUUCUAUCUUUGGAGGGGCAAAGCCCGUCGACACAGCUGCUAGAGAGAGAGAAGUCGAGGAGCGGCUGCAGAAGGAGCAGGAGAAGCUGCAGCGCCAGCUGGACGAGCCCAAGCUGGAGCGGCGGCCCCGGGAGAGGCACCCAAGCUGGCGAAGUGAAGAAACUCAGGAACGCGAGCGGUCAAGGACAGGAAGUGAGUCAUCGCAGACUGGGACUGCAGCCGCUUCUGGCAGAAAUGCACGGAGGAGAGAGAGUGAGAAGUCUCUAGACAACGAGACCCUCAGUAAGGAGGAGGACUGUCACUCUCCAACUUCUAAGCCUCCCAAACCCGAUCAGCCUCUAAAGGUAAUGCCAGCCCCUCCACCAAAGGAGAAUGCUUGGGUGAAGCGAAGUUCUAACCCUCCUGCUCGGUCCCAGAGCUCAGACACAGAGCAGCAGUCCCCGACCAGUGGUGGCGGGAAAGCAGCCCCCGCUCAGCCAGCCGAGGAGGGACCAGGAAGGAAAGAUGAGAACAAAAUGGAUGGGAUGAGUGGACCCAGAGGCCCGGCCGGGACCUCCGGCCGUGGUCCAGGAGAGGGUGGGAGCAGAGAGCACUGGAAGGAGUCAGACAGGAAAGAUGGCAAAAAGGAACAAGACGCCAGAUCUGCACCUGAGCCAAAGAAACCUGAAGAAAGUCCAGCCUCCAAGUUCAGUUCUGCAAGCAAGUACGCUGCUCUCUCCGUGGACGGUGAAGACGAGAACGAGGGGGAGGACGACGCUGAGUAGCCCUCGUGCCCCGCGCGCUCCUCACCUCCACCCCGGGACACUCAAGAGCAAAUCAAACCUCUAUCCAGCAAGACACAAUAAAACUCACCAUCUCCUGGAGACCUUUCUUAACUUUUUUUUUUAACGAGAUGAAAUUCUUUCGCAUGCUGCUGCAGCCUUGAACGUGUUGACGUGGCCGGAGCGUGAGCACGCUUGAACAGAAGUUGGGCUGGGUUUUUAUGAGGCCGUGCGGUUGCCUGCGUGUCUGGUGCCCGGGGGCCUUCACUUAGCAGAAGUGGCCAUGGCAGCGACUGGGCGCUGGGGGGGGUCGGGCAAGCGCGUGAGAUUUCUGCCUUGCCUUUCCUGUCGUGGCAUAUAUGAAUUCACAGACAUUACCGAGUAGAUUGUUCACCCUGGCAAAGGUAGAUUUAGUCUCCAGGAGGCUGCCCGCCCCUCCUCCUCUUGAAUUCUGAGUUCCUGGGGCCAGCCUAGGAGGAUUAUCUUUAUUUUUACCCCCCAGGGGGGUAGCUGAGAGUCUACAGGCCACUAGUGAGCAGGACUGCUUGGGGACCAAAGUAGGAGAAUCGUGGUUUGCAGCAGAGCUUUGGGAGGUGCUGGGGGGCCUGGCGCGGCCUCCAGUGAGAGUGGCCACUUCCUGGCGCAGGAAGCGCUGGGGGUGGCGGGAAGUCCCGGGCUGCUCUUUCCAAACACUGUGCUCUCUGAACGCUGAAAUACAGCCACGUUCUGUUAACCCAAAAGCUUUAAAUUCAGAGUCUGGUCUUAGGUUCUUUGCGCUACUCUUAGACCUCCCGAAAAAGCAGUCUGUCGCAGUCAGGCACCUGCGCUCCCGGCCCCCGGGGCUGGGGAACAAGAAUCACUGCUUUGCUCCCCCAGCCCCCUGGGGACUCUCACUCCUCCCUCAGCCACGCCUGCUCCUGCAGACCAGUGCUCCCAGACUGGUGGUGUUGGCUGUGGAGCAGGAAGGACGGGCAGGUAGGGACUGGAAAAUGAACCUUUCUUGCAGCCUUCAUUGGGGUUUUUGGUUUCUGUAACCAGUUUCCUUCUCCCUGCUGAGUCCCACACACGCUUGGAUUUAUGAUGUGGCCGAGAUUAACGUGUGGGGGGUUUUGCUUUGGGUUUUUUUGUUUAUUUCUUUUUAAGCUUCCCUUAAAAGAAUGAAUAAUGGAGAGAACUCUUUAGCAAGGUCUUGGUUUCUAUGGCAACACAGUAGCUUGUCUGCUUGUAUGUGCGCCUUUGUGUAGGGUCCGCUCAGUAGAUGGUACCCACAGAGAAAUGGUGUCUUGGUGUGUCGUUGGCAAGCCCUCCCCCCAUCAGUCCUGGUGCGAGCCUGCUGGGCAGGGCUGCUGGUUGAAGCGCGCUGCAGCAGGGGGCGCGAUGGGUCAUUUGCUCAGUGGACUAAAGAUGACCAAGCGAAGUGAAUUACCUUCAAAUAAUUGGCGUGGGCGGGCUAGUAGCUGGGAAGUGGGCUUUUCGCAAGACGCCCAAAGCUGAAAGGGUCUUGGACCCACUGCUCGUAGGUAAUGGAAAGACAGUCGCCCCCUUCGUGUCUGCUCCUUCCAGAUAGUCGGAUCCAAAAAAGCUGUUCUUUCCCACGCCCCUGCCUUGCCCUCCUGUUAAGAUCGGAACAGGGAUUGAUUUAUGUCCCGCCCCUGAAUACAUGUAAAAUUUGUACAAAAAUAUCUUCUAUGAAAAUGAUUUGUAAUCUGUAGACUUAAUACCUGGGAGAUGUCUUGAGAUGUAAAAUCCCAUCCUUUGGGUUGUGGGGUUUUUGUUUUCUCCAAAUAAAUCUGAUCUUUAAAGUUCA
This is a messenger RNA of Lepus europaeus (European hare), 3784 nucleotides long. RefSeq names its product eukaryotic translation initiation factor 4B (gene EIF4B). NCBI's taxonomy places the organism in Eukaryota, Metazoa, Chordata, Mammalia, Lagomorpha, Leporidae. The record is from RefSeq and is a predicted model, not a curated record. Gene Ontology annotation, molecular function: RNA binding. The transcript is spliced from 15 exons. The coding region runs from base 145 to 1980 and encodes 611 amino acids.